Molecule: messenger RNA, 742 nt
Organism: Mizuhopecten yessoensis (Yesso scallop)
Lineage: Eukaryota; Metazoa; Mollusca; Bivalvia; Pectinida; Pectinidae
Product: major vault protein-like
Exons: 3
Cellular component (GO): nucleus; cytoplasm
Source: RefSeq, a predicted model, not a curated record
AAAAUCAUACAACCAAUCAAAACGUCUUAUUUGUUACAGAUAACCAAUCAAAAUGUCCGUCUCUCGUCGUGGAGGAGAGGAGCUGUCCUUGUUCAGGAUCCCUCCUUACUACUACCUCCAUGUCCUCGACCAAAACCUUAAUGUUACCCGUUUGGAGAUCGGGCCCCAGACCUACAUCCGCCAGGACAAUGAAAGGGUGGUGUUUGGGCCGGAGAAGAUGAUCACAGUUCCCCCGAGGAACUACUGUCUGAUCGAGAACCCCCAUGUCCGCGACAAGGACAACAAGGUUGUACUGGACAACAGCGGCCAAGCCAAACUUCUCCACGCUGACCAGGAGAUUCGUCUUGCUCAGGACCCUUUCCCUCUCUACCCUGGCGAGGUCUUGAAACAGGUUGUGACACCCCUAAAAGUUGUGAAUGCUAACUCAGCUCUCCGUCUCCGAUCCAUUCUCGACUUUGAAGCUGAGGAUGACAUUAAGAGGACUGCUGGUGAUGAAUGGUUAUUUGAAGGACCCGGGACUUACAUCCCUCGCAAGGAGGUGGUGAUUGAUGAAACUGUUCGCGCCACUGUGAUCCGUCCUAACCAGGCAAUCCGUCUCCGGGCUCGUAAGGAGACGAUCGACCGUCAGGGAACACCCCGUGUCACUGGGGAGGAGUGGCUUGUUAAGAAGACGGGAGCCUACCUUCCCGGGGCCUAUGAGGAGGUGGUCGACAUCGUCAAUGCUUUCGUCCUCACAGACAAG